Molecule: messenger RNA, 2288 nt
Organism: Kogia breviceps (pygmy sperm whale)
Lineage: Eukaryota; Metazoa; Chordata; Mammalia; Artiodactyla; Physeteridae
Source: RefSeq, a predicted model, not a curated record
CAGGCGGGGCUGGGGUGCACCCGGCGCUCAGGCGCUCAGACGCAGGCAGCCCUACCCCUGGGCCCGUACCACUCCCGCUUCUGCGGAACUUGCUGCAGCUCGAGUCUGGACACCUGGACCGCGCACUCAUGGAGGCAGCCCCAACAGUGGGUCGGGUAACAGGAUUCUGGAUUCCUGGAGGUGGGGCUGGGGGCUAGAACUCCUGGUUCUCUGAAUGAAGACGGAGCUGAGGGCUCGGACCCUGUACGUCCUGACAGAGGGUGAGGGGCCUGGAGUCCUGCCUUCCGGGAAAGGAGACUGGGGGUGGGAAGUUAGCUGGAGGGAAAAGGGGCAGUGGCCCUGAGCUCCUGGCUCAGGGCGGAGUCGCGCUGCCACCCCCAACUCCCGGGUCCCAAGGGAGGAGGAGCCUGGGGCGGGCAGUCUGGUCCCAGGGGACGGGGAGCAGAGAGGUCUGUUCUGGCUCAAGGCUGGGGAGGUACCGAGGGCCCAGAUACCUAGCUCUGAGGGUGCAGGGGGCUGGGGACCUGCACUUCUAGGUUUUGAGGGAAGGCGGUCGGGCUGGACUCCUGGGUCUUAAGGAGAAGGGAGCUGGGGGCCGGGCUCUGGGGUCUCGAUGGCGGAGGGGUCAGGAGCCCAGUCGAGGGCCCGCUGAGCACCGGCUCUGUGUAGCUCCCUGGCCGCUGGGGUCCGGUGUUUACGGUGUGGCUGGGCCCGCGCCCUGCAGUGGUGCUGUGCAGCUACGCAGCGCUGCGGGACGCAUUAGUGCUGCAAGCGGGUGCCUUCUCCGGCCACGGGGCCAGGGCAGGCUUCGAACACUUCACACCCGGAAACGGUGAGGCCUGGGCGGCGGAAGUGCGGGCCGGGAACGUCCAGCUUGCGAUACAGAGCGAGACCGGGGGAAAUGGAGCGGGGCCUAAUGGAGUCAAGCCUUCUGAGGAGAGGUUGGGGAGGAGCCACAGUGUAGGGGUCGAAUGGGGGUGGGGGAGGCUGGUUCCUUGUGCAGACAGUAUAAGAGAAGAGCCUAAGAGUCAAGGCCAAAGAGAGCAAGCGCGGGGAUUAGGAAUCGGGACGAGCAGAGGUGCGGCCAAUGUGUGGAUAGGGCCGAGAAGGCUCGGGUAGCAACCAAAAGACCUGGAAAUGAAGCAGAGCGAGGAGUUGCGAGGAAGUCGACUCCACUACGGGAUGCUUCCGGCAUGGGGCGUGGCUAACUCCCCGGCCCGUCCCCUUCUUUGUUCCACUCCCCCAGGCAUCGUGGUUUCUAACGGGCAGCGCUGGCGGACGCUGCGCAAUUUUGCACUUGGAGCACUCGAGGAGUUCGGCUUGGGUACGCGGACCAUCGAGGACUGUGUCCUGGAAGAGGCGCCUUGUCUGCUUGGCGAAUUUCAAGACAGCGUUGGAGCUCCGUUCGACCCCCGGCGGCUUACUAGAAUGCUGUUAUCUAAUGUUAUGUGUUCCGUGGUCUUUGAGAACCGCUAUGGCUACGAGGACCCGGAGUUCCUGAGGCUCCUGGACCUCUUCAAUGACAACUUCCACAUCAUGAGUUCCAGAUGGGGUGAGGAACAGAAAGACCCGGAGAGCCAUUUCCAGGAGACGCGGGUGAUGACGACGCAUAACCACUUCUCUGGCAGUACCGAGACCACAAGCACCACCCUGCGCGAUGGACUCCCCUCAUUCUGCUCCAGUUCCCAGAGGUGGCAGGCUUGUGAGCUGGACAGCUAGGGAUGAGGCGGCUGGGGUUUUGGGUUGGCUGGAGGCUGGGGUACGCGUAGUUCACAUCUCUGCCGGCCCCAGCCAAAGCGCAGGCAGAGCUGGAUCCCGUGGUAGGUCGAAUGUGCGCCCCAAGCCUGGAGGACCAAGAGCGCCUGCCCUACACCAACGCCACGCUGCAGGAGAUCCAGAGCGUCUUCGGCGUGCUACCACUGGAGCUGCCGCGUGCCCUCACCUGUGAUGCCCACUUGCACAGCCACUUCCUGCCCAAGGUGCCCACCAAGACUGGGGAUCCUGCGCAGGAGCUGGGGAGGGCCUAUUAACAGAGAUCAGCAGGCCUAAGCAUCCAGAGCGCUGACUCUGGGAGCAAGAAAGUAGGCAGCCUUCCUUGCCGCUGGCUUCAAAAUGGGGUCUUGGAUGGAUGUUUGUUAGAGUCGCGUGCCAAUUUUUCAAGUAACCCUUGCACAUCGCCCCAGGGCACCUUCAUGAUUCCUCUCCUUGUGUCUGCACACCAGGAUCACCCAAUUUAAGGACCCAGACUGUUUCAAUCCCACCAACUUCCUGAAUGACAAGAGUGAGUU